AUGGAGAAUGACGGUGAUAUAGUGGCACGUUGGACGGUGCCUUUACAAGAUCACAUUCAUGUAAUCGAAUUCGAGCACGGUACGACGACUGGUCGAAGAGUGCUUCGUGUUGACGGAAAGGAAAUCUUAAAACGAGAAUGGAUGUUCAAACUUGUCGGCAAGGAGCAUUUCAAUGUGGCCAAUGCAAAAUGCCAGGUUACUGUCGAGGCAAUGGGCACUUUCGCAUACAAUUAUUCUUUAGAAGUGAAUGGAAAGAAAUAUGAAACAUUUCGUGAAGAGCAAAAGCGAAAAUUGCUUACUUGGGAGACAAAUGUUUCUGGACAAGAGACAAGGAUUUGUUUAGAUAAAGACACAAUGGAAGUAUGGGCAAAUGGAAAGAAAAUAGAUACAGCUGGUGAAUUUGUGGAGGGCGGAUCGGAGACACAUUUUGAGUUGAAUCGUCAAGUUUGCGUGAUCAGAGCGAUCUCAACUGGCCGCAAGAAAACCGGCGUCGCACACGAGCUUUAUGUGAAUAACACGCACAUUCCGCGAGCGUCUACUGAGAAA
This is a messenger RNA of Mesorhabditis belari, 546 nucleotides long. Lineage: Eukaryota; Metazoa; Nematoda; Chromadorea; Rhabditida; Rhabditidae. The record is from the annotation of a GenBank genome assembly.